Molecule: messenger RNA, 1213 nt
Organism: Branchiostoma belcheri (Belcher's lancelet)
Lineage: Eukaryota; Metazoa; Chordata; Leptocardii; Amphioxiformes; Branchiostomatidae
Product: testis-specific serine/threonine-protein kinase 4-like
Exons: 4
Coding region: 166-1122 (318 amino acids)
Biological process (GO): microtubule cytoskeleton organization; protein phosphorylation; intracellular signal transduction
Cellular component (GO): cytoplasm
Molecular function (GO): protein serine/threonine kinase activity; ATP binding; tau-protein kinase activity
Source: RefSeq, a predicted model, not a curated record
CGCUUUAUAUUGUAUCUCACGUUCUGGAACAUCCUUAAAGCAUCACGCCUGUCGGACGCGUCACAAUGGUUUCCAAGGUUCUUGUGAAAACUGACCUGGACAACAGGUCGUACACGCAAACAUAUCAGAUUGGCGGCAAGUGUUUGAUUAAAAAAUCUUUAUACGAUGCCGAAUUCAGACGAAGCUGACAAAAAUGCUCCAGAAAGAGCGAAGAGCACCACCAGCCGGCAGAUGACGGUACUGGAGUCGCAUGGCUUCCUCCUGGGUCCCACGCUGGGUCACGGUUCGUACGCAGCGGUCAAGGCCGCCUACUCCAACAGACAUAAGUGCAAGGUAGCGAUCAAGAUCGUCUCCAAGAAACGAGCUCCUAACGACUACAUCCAGAAGUUCUUACCCAGGGAGAUCGACGUCAUCAAGAUUUUGAAACAUCGCAGCCUGAUCUGUUUCCUACAGUCCAUCGAGACGACAAGUCGCGUCUACCUGGUGAUGGAGGUAGCGGACAACGGUGAUCUCUUGGACCGCAUCAAAUCCAAAUCCUUCAUCCCUGAACCCCAGGCCGGCGUCUGGUUCCACCAACUCUUAGACGGGAUAGACUACUGCCACCGCAAGGGCGUGGCUCAUCGGGAUCUCAAAUGCGAGAACAUCCUCCUCGACGCUAAGGACCACAUCAAGAUCACGGACUUCGGCUUCGCCAGGGGAGACCUGGAGGCCGUGGACGGUCGGGCGAAGCUGAGUGAGACGUACUGCGGGAGCUACGCGUACGCACCGCCGGAGAUCCUGAAGGGCGUGCCGUACGAUCCGUUCGUCGCUGACAUCUGGAGCAUGGGCGUGGUCCUGUUCACUAUGAUGUACGGGAGACUGCCAUACGACGACUCCAACCACAGAACUCUCCUACAUCAGGUCCAAAAUCCAGUCGUCUUUCCCAACGCGAAACACACCGUGUCGGAAGACUGCAAAACGAUGAUCAACAAGAUCCUGACCAACGCCAAACGUCGCCUGUACAUUGACGGGAUCCGCAGAACAGGCUGGUGCCGCAGGGUGGCGCCCGUGCACCAAAACACCCGCAGAGCCAGCAAAGCAGAAAGUGGCAAAGGAGGGACAAAAGAAGCAGUCAAAGUGUAGUAGAUACUGCUGAACAAAAUAAAACUGGAUCAAAGAUGGAAAGAGCAUUUGCUAAAACAUCAAAUAAAAGAUCAAUAAACUAUUUCAGACA